Messenger RNA from Plectropomus leopardus (leopard coralgrouper), 5496 nucleotides. RefSeq names its product RNA binding motif protein 14a (gene rbm14a). Gene Ontology annotation, cellular component: nucleus. Gene Ontology annotation, molecular function: mRNA binding. NCBI's taxonomy places the organism in Eukaryota, Metazoa, Chordata, Actinopteri, Perciformes, Serranidae. The record is from RefSeq and is a predicted model, not a curated record.
GAGGCGGAUGUGAGGUUUGAAAUACAGCAGCUCCAGGACCGCGUUGGAUGCCUGGUUGAUACAGAGAUGAGCGACAACGUGAAGUUGUUCGUGGGGAAUCUUCCUUUGGAUGCAACUCACGACGAGCUAAACAAGCUCUUUGCUCCGUAUGGAGAGAUCAACACCUGCUCUUUGCUCAGACAGUAUGCCUUCGUUACCCUGAGGGGAGAGGGGGCAGCAGACAGGGCCAUACGACAUCUUGAUGGCAAAGAGUACAGAGGCAGACCCUUGGUGGUCGAGGAGUCACGUGCACGCCCACCAAACUCCACUAAAGUGUUUGUGGGAAACCUCGCCGCAACAUGUUCAGCAGAUGACCUGCACGGGCUGUUCUCAACCUUUGGAAGAGUUUUAGACUGUGAUAAAGUCAAGGCCAGAUUAUGCUCAAAUGUUGGCUAUGCAUUUGUGCAUAUGGAGAGGAAGGAGGAGGCCCUGGCAGCUAUUGACGCACUCAAUGGGACCAUGUUCAAGGGCCGUCAGUUGGCCGUAGAGCUGUCCAAAGCCCAACCUUUGAUCAACCAGAUUGCAAUGGCCGGGAAUUCCCCCGGUGGUGGCGUAGCAGCAGGUGGCAGGGAGGGUCUUCUUCCACGACCACCUCCAUCACUAGAACAUCAUCAGAGUCAAGCAGCUGUGCUAGCAGCAGCUGCAGCCGCUGCCGCUGGACUACCUAUACAAGUUCAACAAAGCGUCCAUAACUCAUUCUACAACACCACAUCCUUUGACCCCACCUACGCUGCUCUGAAGGGCAUUACAAGCGCUAAAGGUGCAGAUGGUGUGAUAUACGGGGCUCUAGCUAGCCAGGUGUAUGGAUCCGUUGCUGACCAGGUUUACCAAGAUAUGGCCAAUCACAAUACUGCGGCUGUUGCUGCUGUUGAAGAAGUAGAGCCACCGACUGGACCAGAUCCAACAACACUUUUUGAGGCAGCAAGAGCCAAGUUCUUUCAGGAGGGACAGAAGGUUCUGGCAGAGCAGCAGGCAGGGAGGAAGGCAGCGGCUACAGAGAAUGAGCGGGACCGCAGCCCAAUUAGAGGAAAUCGAGCCCCUCUUCUCCCCGACCCUGUUCCAGGUUCCUUCGCUCAGAUACGGCCUAAACGUCGGGCCCUACUGCCAACACCACCUGGAGGACCUGAAGAGCCUCCAGCUGCUACCACUACUCCUGAAGGGUCAGAUCCCGUCGCUAGGUCUUACACAGAGUACUACCAGCAAAUGCAUCAAUACCAACAGUAUCAACAGUACCAGCAACAGUACCAGUACCUCCAGUAUGCCUACACCAAUCCUCCUCCUCCUCCGCCACCUCCUCCACCUCCACCAGCCAACACACAAGCACAGGCCUCCACCACAGCCACUGCACCCCCAGGGACGUACACAGCGCCCCCAACAUACGCGGCACCGGGAACCUAUCCACCGCCAGGAACAUAUGACACUUCGGGGAGUUACAACGCCUCAUCGGGGAGUUACAACGCUUCAUCUGGGAACUACGAUGCCACAUCAGGAAGCUAUGACGCAUCUGCAGGCUACGGGCCACCGGGAGCAUAUGAUUCAUCGGGAGCUUACGCUGCAGCGGGAAGCUACUCCGCAACCACACCGUAUGAGCAGACACCCGCACACGGGCAACCCAUGCCCCAGCGCCAUGAUUACCCUUACCACACGCCAGAACCCCCUUAUCGAUAGUCCCAUCCCCACAUACUCCUUCCACACUGCAGAUGUGUGUGCGUGCGUGCGUGUGUGCGUGCGAGUGUGUGUUUGUGCGCGUGUUUGUGUGUGUGUGCAUGUGUAUUUACAUAAGGGACAGUUCAAAAAGGAAAAUCAGAGAGGGAGCAAAGGUUGUAAUUUGAAUGUAAUUCAGUUCGGAAGCAUCUCCCCUUUUCUCCAUUGUAACCUAGUCUAACAAGUUCGCCCGUCAGUUGAUGGAUGUGUGGCGAAGUGGGGCAGCUAAUGUUGGAAUAUUGUCACGCAGUCAGUUUCUGUUAGAUGUUAUAGAGGCACAGCUCAUUUGUUGUUGGAUGUUAAAGAAGCCUCAGUGUUUCUUGGGAUAAGGUUAAACACAGGCAAGGGCAGGAUCUCAUCGGAGAAGCUUGUAGUUUGUACUGAAUUAAGGCCUUUUAUAUACUCUGCAUAAGAAUGUGCACCAUGUGCACUGGAAAACUGUUCAGGAAUAUAAGCAGUCCAAAUUUCAUGCACAAUGGCGCGUCUCAAUAAGGGCACCAAAUAGAAAUCACUGAGAAAUUAUUAAAUACAAAACACUGAGAAAUGAUUAAAUACAAAAUGAACCAGCAUCCUGGCAAGAAGAGAUUAUUAUCCAUCUGGCUCUCUGGCCUCUUUACAAGAUGCAUUCAACUUGCUGCCUUCUGUUAAAAACUCAUAACAUUUUAAAAAUAAACAUCCAAACCCACACACCAGUGUUGGCAUAGGUACACCCUGUGUGGAGUAUGUAACAGGCCUCUGAAUUCAAAUGCAUUGACCCUUUUGUAAUACACAGACUGUUGGUCGAGACGUUUAACUGCCUGAUUGGUAAUACGUCAACUAGAAAACAGAACUGAAGUGAAAUGGAGUGGUGGAUCAGCAAGGUUUUUGUCACUGAAGAAGCUCCUUUUUGUAAAGAUCGAGAAUGUUUAAUUGACCAGAUUGUCUUAUGUUUCAGGCUGGUUUCACAGAGUUGACAAGUUUAGUGCUCAUUCCUCAGCACUCAAAGUGAUGACAUAUAAUUUUUGCCCCUCACAGUUUUGAGUCAUAGAAAUCUUUAAUGUGUCACAAAAAAAAGGCGAAUUGACUUGUUGAAAUAGAAGGUUAGAAGGUCACUUAGAUUCUGUUGUAACCCGAUUACCUUCUGGGUGAUUUUGUGAUUGCAUUUUGCCUGCCGGCGUUAAAAGGAGACUACCUUUAGUUAUCAGGGUGUGAAGAGUUACUACAGGGUUAAUUUGUAGUCCACACAGGCCUUCCUGUUUUAGUUGGAGAGUUUGCUUAACUUCAGAUGGAUAUUACCAGCCCAAUUAUGCGUGCUUGAAGUUUUAUAGUUAUGAGGGAUGGUCCAAAUGUAAACAUGACUUUGAUAACAGAAGGAUAAUCAAACAGUCAGGGGAAUCUUUUGCAGCGAUUAAACUGAAAUACGUGACAUGGAUGUUCUCCUGGAGCAGUUAUAUAUAUAUUAACCUUUCUUGUGUUUUCGUGCUUAGCUCGAGCUCUUUGUGUUUCUCGAGGUCUACACAAACUCAGGAGUUUAAUAUAUCCAGUCAAGAGUCUUUGGUCUGUGUUCGCCUCUCAAACAUUAGAACAAAAUUUUUGUGACCAUUCACAUUUCUUUCUUUCUAUUUCAGUUUUGUGUUGAAGUGCGAUCAGAGCGUCCUGUGUGAAAAGAAGUUGAAUGCAUCCACAUUGUUCUCUAAUUUUAGGCAAUACCCAGUUUUUUGUUGUUGUUGUUGUUGGUUUUGUACAUGGUUGAAUUCCUAAAAGCCAGAAAAAUGGCAGCAAGCUUUAGCAAAUGAUGUUAAAUGAAUCAGUGUUGUUAAUACUUAAAUAUCCAAUUGGUUUUCACAUUAUUAGCUUUUGUUCCAUUCUCUUUAGUUGCUGUUGUGUCUCUUUUCACAUUGCAAAUCAUUGUUUAUUUAGAGGGAAAGUUGAAACAGUUUUCAUUCCAGGAAAUGUCAAAUUUGGUACUCUGUAAAUACUUACAAGCUGAAAAAGUAAUGCCAACCAACAUUUGGUUGAACAGUAAGAAUAUUGACUGUUAAGAAUAAGAUGCAGUGAUUGUAUUUCUUGAAGGUAGUGAACAGCAAAGUAGGAAUGUUGAGUUGUACCAGUUUGUUAAGAAAGGAGACAACCCGUUUGUGAGACAACCCUCAAGCAUGAUGGUAAUCGGUCAUGCUUGCACAGUGUAGUGCAUGGCGUUGAACCAUUAAGGUAUGUGCUUGUGUGAACUUAAACGCGCUGUAAAAUCAGACUGAGCAUAAGAUUUGAGGUGCACAUUUUAAAAACAGGACAAAACGAUGAUUCACCACCUCUGCUGAGAGCAGGUACAAGUGUAUUUUUAACUAAAUGCAGUGCAGUGGUGUGUUGCUGAUGCAUGUAGCACAGGGUUAUUGACUGAGUGGAUAUGAGGUGACAGUUUCGGUGCUGCAGGUGAACACGAGGAUUGGUUGGGAUUUAGUAAAGGUAGCUGAUUUUGCUGAGCAGCAGUGAGAAGGGCCGAAGACCUUUCCUUCUUCCUCUUUUAAUCUCACCAGGAAUACACACCUCAUUUUGACACAAGGAUUACAGGCUUUCUCUGCAUUCAUAUCUCACCUAGACGACCCCACACUUAUAUAUCUAGAUGCAUUUUAACUGGGUUCAUUGCAUUUUACUCAUGUAAAGCAGGCUACACGUGCAAAUGAUACUAAUGCACAUCUGAUUCCACCCGUAUUUUAUAUUACUUACAGUAGUUGUUCCGUUCGUGAUUGUACCACACACUCAUCUUAUUUCUUAUUGCCACCUGAGAUGGUAGUGCUGUGCUAGGUUUAAGUUGACACAUAGUCUCAAAGUUUCCUCAUUAUUCCACCUUCUCCAUGUGAACUGUUAGUUGCAUGCCUUGUUGUUGCUGCUGCUCCAGCCACCUUCUUCCUCUUGCUGAUUAUUGCAGCUAGAGUGGGAGGGAGCCAAACUGAGCCCUUGCCCUGGACGUACGCCACACGCAGCUGUAGCGUGGGAUGGGGAAAACAGCAGCGUUAGGCCUGAAACUGCUGUGGACGAUGGGGUGUCCCCCCACUAAGGUAAACACUCAGACCACACACUCCUGCCCCUCCCAGAAAACACGUGCACACACUCACAAACACAUUCAUGCACGCAUACGGAUACAGCUACAUCCAUACUUCCUACAUCUCACCUGUCUGCAGGGAGUUUUAUUUGUCAGGAAUUUUUUUUGGAAAUGGAUCUCCCAUCCUGUUUUUUAAUGGGAGAUGACAUUUUUUCCUGCUUUUGAUUCUCCCUACAUUUUUCCUCAAGCAUACUCUGCUCAUACAUUCCUGCUCCCAACAUACUGAACGCUCACACACAGCAGAUUUGGAGGACACGUAUACCGUCUUUUAGUCUAAAUCUGAACCCUUUCUGAAGCAGGCAUGUUGUUGUUAGUGCAUCCCGUAUCUAACAGCCUGUCCUUCAAGAGUACCGGGCAAUCACAGCCAGAGCUGGAUGUGGGACAUUUAGGUAGAAUGGGUUUGUUUUAGUUUUAUGUAAAUGCACCCCAGGGGCCACUUCGGGGUUAAGUGCCUUGCGUAAGAGCACAUCGGUUAGGCCCUUCAUUUCAGCGUUGAAUAACCUGGCUCAGGAUCGGUUGCUGGUUCAACGCUCUACUCCCCCUCUCCCCUAAAACGACGAUUUUUGAUGCCACAUUCAACUUGUAUGAAUGACAAUGAACACAAAUAUCAUUUUGUUUUAAAUUACAUUUUGUCCUCUGUUCUUUGAAAUGUUUAUCAAUAAAUGAAUUUGAAC